Messenger RNA from Laetiporus sulphureus 93-53, 789 nucleotides. RefSeq names its product cyclin-domain-containing protein. Gene Ontology annotation, cellular component: cyclin-dependent protein kinase holoenzyme complex; nucleus. Gene Ontology annotation, molecular function: protein kinase binding; cyclin-dependent protein serine/threonine kinase regulator activity. The record is from RefSeq and is a predicted model, not a curated record. Bases 1 to 789 code for a protein of 262 amino acids. The transcript has 6 exons. Gene Ontology annotation, biological process: regulation of cyclin-dependent protein serine/threonine kinase activity. NCBI's taxonomy places the organism in Eukaryota, Fungi, Basidiomycota, Agaricomycetes, Polyporales, Laetiporaceae.
AUGGCGGAAGCACCUGCGAGGAUUGAAGUGCCGCUCGCGUUCGAAGAUGUCGACAUAGACGUUCUUGUCCAACUGAUCGCUGACAUGUUGGACCGUCUGAUAUCACAUAAUGACCAGAUACCAUUAUCUCCCGAGGGCCUCACUCGUUUCCACUCACGUACUGCUCCUGGCAUUUCUGUUCUAGAGUACCUGCGACGAAUAGUUAAGUUUACCAGGGUCGAGCGUGUAUGCCUCCUCAUUACCCUGCACUACAUUGAUCAGAUAUGCACGAGGAUGCCAACCUUCACGCUCUCCUCGUUAACAUGUCACCGAUUUCUGAUAACGGCUGUCACGGUAUCCAGCAAGGCCCUCUGCGACGUCUUCUCCAGCAACAGCAUUUAUGCCAGAGUGGGCGGCAUCCCUGUCGCGGAGCUUAAUAUGCUCGAACGGGAGUUUCUGCGCAUGAUUGACUGGCAGCUCACGUGUACUCGCGAGAUUCUGCAGGAGUACUACGUGAAUCUCGUUCGGACUCACAGCGUAGGUCGAUAUGCGAUCAUUGCUCUGGAAUCUUCCAGCAGCAUCUCUUCGGACGAUGACAUGGAUUGGGAGACUGGUCGAUCCCGCUCACCCUCGCCUCCACAAGCCGGAAGCAGUAACCGCAACCGCGAGUUCGUCCCUGGUGAAGCGUCCACAAUCCUUAUCGACACCGUUACCCUUACCCGCCAGUCGCCAAAGCCGCCUACGCUGGAGCAGAACAUGGCGUUUGCUGCGUUUCAACAGUCCUACAUGCAGCAGGAUGGAGGAACAUGA